GCCACAUCAUUUCUUCUUCGUCGUCGUUGUCGUCUUCUCAAAUUAGCUUCAUCUUCCUCCUCUGAUUUUAUUCUUUUCUUUUCUGGUUUCCAUGAUCCGAUCUUAGGUUUUCGCGUAUCGUUUUGUAUCAAAUCUUACUGUUCGGAGAAUCAUCUUUAUCUUUCUCCCCGCAUCGAAGUUUCUGAGUUUGUGGAAUCGAAAUUAGAGAAUUAGGGCUUUUUUCCGAUCGGGUCUAGGGUUUCGAAGAGCAUAAGAUAAUAAUGCCUUCGGUGCCCUCAAAGCUUCUCCUCCUUUUGAUUCCUUCGUUAACUUCUUAUUAUUCUGGUUUAUCUUCCCAUCGUUGGCGUGGUAAUCUUAGUUAACGUUUUCGAUCUGCUUUUACCUUUUCUUCUCUCGUUUUUACCUUCCACAAGAAAAAAGUUUCUCACUUUUUUGGCGUUGCUCGAUUUGCAAGUCACAAAAGUUAAUAUAUACAAUAGUUGGAUAUGAGCUCUGUUUGUUGUAAAGAUGCUGACUUUGAGAUCUCGGGUUCGAAUCUCACGCAAUGCGUUAAUGGCUGGCAUGCUGGAUCUGAUGGAUCUCAGGAGUCUGAUGGAGAUGAAACUGGUUAUAUAGCCCAAACUGGGGAUGAAGAAUAUGCUGAGAAGGGUUUUGGCAAAUCUGCUUUAGAAUCUUUACCUCUCAAGUCUUCAGAUGAUGAGAACCUUAUGACUACACCAGUUGUUCUCAUCCCUGCAAUAAAAGGGAGCCGGAAAAAGCAUGGCUUGUCACUGAGGAAGUCUAGUGUUUCAUGGGCGGAUGACGUGUAUGAUCCUCCUCCCUCCAUAGCCUCGCACACAAGACACAAGAAGCUGCAGCCGCAGAAAUCCAAGAGCAAAGACAGCCACAGGAAGACUGGAAAGAAGGGACAGAAGAACAAAGACAGCUCUUCCUCUCGUAGUGGCAAGGACAAGAAGCAAGUUUCUCGCAAACACAGUCGAGACAAGUUUGAUUGGGUAACUCAGAUGCCUAUAGUUGCAGCAUCUUCGUGAAUAGCAUCGCUUUCUAAAUAACCAAGCACAUUUUCAUCACAUCUGUGAACUUGGAUCCCUCUUUGUCUAAUAAACAAUCAAAUCAGUGUGUGUUUUCGGUUGUGUUUGAAAACAGCUUUUCUUAUGAGUAAUGGUUGAUCCUAAACACUAUGUGUAAAGCUUUUGUUUAAAUUUAUUGCAUGUGAGAAACCCAAUGUUACAUUGUUAUUUAACUGACGUGAUACUGUCUUUAU
Messenger RNA from Eruca vesicaria subsp. sativa (arugula), 1264 nucleotides. Lineage: Eukaryota; Viridiplantae; Streptophyta; Magnoliopsida; Brassicales; Brassicaceae. The record is from the annotation of a GenBank genome assembly.